CCACCAAUUUCCCUUCGCCAGACAAUACCAAUUUCCCUGGAGAAUAAAUAAAGAAAAAUGAAAUAGCGGACAAGUUAGGGUUUCAGAUCUCCAUUUGCAGCAAUUUCAUCAGCAUCACGCAUCAGGGAGAGGGUAAAAAAAGGAUAAUGGCGAAGAAUUUCUACAACGGGAUAAAGGGGAUGAAAGUGAAGGAGGUGCCGGAGCAUGUGAAGCCGAUGCUCUCCUUGAAUUACCUGAAGAGUACCAUAAAGAGGGGACUGGACAAUUACCACGCCAAGUAUAUACAGACCAGCUCCAUUGAUCCGCUUUAUCACGUCUGCUUUGGUGGCAUGGCCUUCUCUUACCUCGUCGCCCUGCCCGAGGAGCGGCGCCACCUCGAGCACCAGCAGCACGCCAAAGAACACGGUGGCCAUUGAUCUGACGAUGUUUUUAGCUUUCUGCCGAAACCAUGGGUGUUUCAUAUGGUGAAGGAAGCUUUGGAGUUUCUUGAUUGCUUUCAUUUCUAUUUGCAUUGAAUACUCAAAUGUAGUGCAGAAUUGCACAGAUAAAGUAAUAAAUUUGUCACAAAACCAUUAUUAUGGUUUACCUUUUGACCCAUUGGAUUGAAAUUUGGUGGUGUUAUGAUUGACUUUAAGCAUAGUUUCCCAAUUUCAGUUUUCAA
Olea europaea var. sylvestris is the source of this 661-nucleotide messenger RNA. RefSeq lists its product as uncharacterized. The coding region runs from base 147 to 416 and encodes 89 amino acids. The record is from RefSeq and is a predicted model, not a curated record. Lineage: Eukaryota; Viridiplantae; Streptophyta; Magnoliopsida; Lamiales; Oleaceae. The transcript is spliced from 2 exons.